AUGUCCGACCUCACCAACAUCUUUACCCCCAACGCCUGCCCUCCUGUGGGUCCCUACUCCCAGGCUGUCAAGGCCAACGGCCAGAUCUUCCUCUCCGGCCAGAUCCCCGCGGACAAGAACGGCAACCUCGUCGAGGGUGACAUCAAGACCAAGACCCAGGCUUGCUGCGACAACAUCAAGGCUAUUUUGGACGCUGCCGGCUCGUCUGUUGACAAGAUCAUUCGUGUCAACGUCUUCCUCGACGACAUGUCCAACUUCGCCGAGAUGAACUCUCAGUACGAGAAGUUCUUCACUCACAAGCCUGCCCGGUCUUGCAUUGCUGCGAAGCAGCUGCCCAAGGGUGUUCCUGUUGAGAUUGAGUGCAUUGCUCUAGCGUAA
This is a messenger RNA of Aspergillus mulundensis, 378 nucleotides long. RefSeq lists its product as uncharacterized. Gene Ontology annotation, cellular component: mitochondrion; cytosol. The record is from RefSeq and is a predicted model, not a curated record. Bases 1 to 378 code for a protein of 125 amino acids. Gene Ontology annotation, molecular function: deaminase activity. The transcript has 4 exons. NCBI's taxonomy places the organism in Eukaryota, Fungi, Ascomycota, Eurotiomycetes, Eurotiales, Aspergillaceae.